This is a messenger RNA of Trametes versicolor FP-101664 SS1, 663 nucleotides long. RefSeq lists its product as uncharacterized. NCBI's taxonomy places the organism in Eukaryota, Fungi, Basidiomycota, Agaricomycetes, Polyporales, Polyporaceae. The transcript has 2 exons. The record is from RefSeq and is a predicted model, not a curated record. The annotation marks the transcript as partial.
GUCGGCAAGAAAUAUAUGCACACACGCACGCCAGUCCUGCGCUCUCCCCCGAUCGCUUUCCAGACCCGCUCUUCCUCGUCGACCGUCCAUUCACCCGUCUUUGCUCUUGCAUCGUGCUCGCCGCCGCCGUGCAACACCAUGGACGAAGACAUCUUUGUACACGAGACGCCUGAGCUUCAGGACGAGCCGAAGCCCCGUAACAGCGAACGAGACGCUCUGCGGGGCGGUUUGCGUGUGGAUAUUCUGGAUGCACGAAGUGGAUAUCUCGGGUGUUCCCGACGCCCAGAUGUCCUACAAGGAGGACCGAUACGCCAGGCUCGUUGUGCUGCGAUACGUGGCCACGCUGGUGGGAUGGCCGGAGGGUGUCCCGUUUGUCAACCUGAGCAGCCGUCUGUUGGGUGGGAUCGCGUCGUUGAGGGUCUUGCGACAGGCGUGGGACAAGGGUGAGCUGCGGUUCGAGCGGGCGACUCCGGAGGAUCUCGAGAAGGCCGCGGCAGACCCGCUGAGCGUGCUCCCAGACGGCGGCAAGUGUCUGGAGCUUCUCGCGCAGGCAAAGUCUCGCUCCGAGUCGACCCCGCCACCGGACGUGCAGCCACUCGUGCGGGUGAUGCACCCGAUCGACUUGAGCGAUCUCGGUACGCACGACCCCGAGGCCGACGUUGA